Molecule: messenger RNA, 1182 nt
Organism: Sinocyclocheilus anshuiensis
Lineage: Eukaryota; Metazoa; Chordata; Actinopteri; Cypriniformes; Cyprinidae
Product: phosphatidylinositol-glycan biosynthesis class F protein-like
Exons: 6
Coding region: 224-817 (197 amino acids)
Biological process (GO): GPI anchor biosynthetic process
Cellular component (GO): endoplasmic reticulum membrane
Source: RefSeq, a predicted model, not a curated record
UCUACCGGAAGUACACGACAGUCAUGUUUUGUAAAUAAACUGUUCGACUUUUAUAUUUAUUUGUAGUCUUAUGGUAUUCGGUCUAGAAAUGGUACGAUUGUAAUUUGUACGUAUUUAUUUAGGUGCUCGAUGAAUCUGGUAAAGCAUUCAUUUAGGAAUUAUUUGUGGAUAUAAACCUAAACUAGUCACACCACUCCAUUGGUAGCACCAUUUAACCUCCAUAAUGUGGGAUGAUGAGAUCAGGGGCAUGGCAUCGGCUCAUGCCAUUGUUGCUUCCUCCAUCUUCAUGGCAACUGUGAUGCCUGCUGUGUUUGUGGAAAACUUCUCUGUUUAUGGGACCCACAUGGUUUGGCUGCAUUGUGUGGCUGGAUCUGUUGCUGUGGUCAACAUUGCAGUCUUUUGGCUUCUUGGCAUCAGCCCACCAACAAAGAAGAACACACUGAGCUACAAGCUCAACAGAUUGUUCAGAUCCUGUCUGUACUUUUUACUGUCAUGCCUCUUUUUUCAUGCUGUGGUGGUACUAUACGGUGCACCUUUGCUCGAGUCUGCUCUGGAAACAUUUUCUCUGGCUGUGCUGCUGUCCACACUCACAACAUUGAGAUGUCUCUGUAUCCUGGGUCCUAAUGUACAGGCGUGGAUCCGGGUUUUCAGCAGAGAUGGGGCGAUGUCAGUGUGGGACACCUCUCUUCAGAUUACCACUGGCUGUAGUGUGAUUGGGGCCUGGCUGGGAGCUCUCCCUAUUCCUCUCGACUGGGACAGACCCUGGCAGAUGUCUAGACGAGAGCAGAGAGAUGAGACGGACUCAUUGUGGGAGUGAGGCUGCCGUACAGUGAUUCCUCAACACAUGAUGAUGGGAGUGUGAACUGAUGGGAAACUCUGGGGUGGUUCAAUCCAGAUGCUUUUCUUUAGAGAAAUGAAGAGUGGUGUGACUCACACUCCUUCUCAUUGCCAUGACACUCUUGUAAUAUUGCAGGCCAUUUUAUGGUCUUGAGAUAACUGAAUAAUCAAUUUUGCUGACAUUUUUUUUUUCAUUCCAAGACACAAAUCUUCAGUCAUUUAGAGAUCAAGUAUGAAGGGAGGAAAUCUCAUUUUCUGUAUAAAAGAAGACAAGAGGAUGGAUAGCGCUUAUUAAAUAUUUUGUUACUAUAUAUACACACACAUCAUUCAAAAGUUUGGGGUCAG